AUGCCUCCUCGCCUGUCCCCCAUAACCAUCCGCAGCCUGCGGCGCUUCUACUCGUCAGCGGCCGAGCCUCUCAUCCGCGUAACGAACCUGCCCGCCCCCGGCACCGGCCAUAUCCGCGUCCUCGAGCUUAACCGGCCCAAGGCCCGGAACGCCAUCUCAAAGGCUCUCCUCGCUUCUCUGCGCGACGAGGUUGACGCUGUUCACAGCCAGUAUGGACCCAAUGGUGAGGAGCUCCCGCCGGUGAAGCGCUUCGGCGGCGCUGCUGGUGUCGACGAGAAGGGUCCCACGAGAGCUCUCGUCCUUGCCAGCGCUGUUGAUACUUGCUUCUGCGCCGGCGCCGACCUCAAGGAGCGCCGGGGCUUUUCGCAACAAGACACUGCCGACUUCCUCACCAACCUCCGCGGCACCCUCAACUCCCUGUCCAACCUUCCCAUCCCUACCGUGUCCGCCAUCUCCUCCGUAGCCCUCGGCGGCGGCCUCGAGCUCGCCCUCUCCACCCACUUCCGUGUCCUCUCCUCCAACGCCACAGUCGGUCUACCCGAGACCCGUCUCGGCAUCAUUCCCGGUGCUGGCGGCACCCACCGUCUGCCAGCCCUCAUCGGCCUCUCCCGCGCCCGCGACCUCAUCCUAACCGGCCGCCGGGUCGCUGCCCCCGAGGCCUACUUCCUCGGCAUUGCUGAUCGCCUUGUCGAGGUUGUUCCUGAGGAUGAGCGCGACGGCUCCGAUAUUCUUGGAGAAGCCAGGAAAGCUGCCCUGAGCGAGGCUGUGAGGCUCGCCCAGGAGAUUUGUGAGGGAGGACCCAUUGGCGUGAGGGCAGCCCUCCAGGCUGUUGCUUGGGCCAGGGAAGAGGUUGAGAACAAGAUGUAUGAGCGCGUUGUAAACACCGAGGAUAGGCACGAGGCUCUGAAGGCGUUCCAGGAGAAGAGGAAGCCUGUCUUCACCGGCCGGUAA
Molecule: messenger RNA, 951 nt
Organism: Fusarium falciforme
Lineage: Eukaryota; Fungi; Ascomycota; Sordariomycetes; Hypocreales; Nectriaceae
Exons: 2
Coding region: 1-951 (316 amino acids)
Biological process (GO): fatty acid beta-oxidation
Cellular component (GO): mitochondrion
Molecular function (GO): enoyl-CoA hydratase activity
Source: RefSeq, a predicted model, not a curated record